AGCACCGCCUUGACGGCCUGUCGGGUUCAGGCGUCCUUUCACAAAUAGGCCGUCAUGCCACCUACAUAGGCGGUCAGCCGCCUCAUAGCCUUUUCAUUCAUCCAAUAUCCAAAUUCUCGCUGCCACCGACGUUGAUCGCUCACUACAUCAAGGAGGACGCAAUUGCGCCUGACCCCACUCUUUCAUGGAGAGCUUUGUGUAACCUCUAUGUUAGACUAAGCAUCGCCCGUGUAUUAAGCACGCGAGCCCCAUGCGAGCAAUCUGGAGAAUGACCCACUUUAUCAAGAUGGCUCCCGUUGACGACUUGCGCGUGCUUUCGAAACGCUUUCCUGUGCCCUCUACACGCACAUCGCCUCCUACUCGAUCAAGUCUAACUACUGAGGGAGGCUUUCUAGAAGCUUGGGCUCAAGGAUACAAUGUCGGAUCGCUCGUUAUACUUAUACUGAUCGUCUUUUGCAACUAUCGUUCCGGCAUCUGGCUCCACAAGUUAAUUCUACUAGAGCUGAUACUUGCCCUAUGGCAUGGCACGUUCAUCUUUGUUGAAGACCCCGUUUAUGGAUGGUAUCUGAGUGCAACAGCGACACUGCUCUUCAUAUCAUAUCAACUUCAUAACGUCGUCUCCUGGCUUAAGAUCCGACCUUUUCUUCCUAAAUGGGGCAGUCGUCUGUUCAUCUUAUCCCUACUAGCUGUUCAGCCUUUCUGGGUUGCGGAAGCGUGGUCAAACUUCUCGUACUUCAAUGGAUUAGGGUCCAAUGUAAAUGAGAGGAUGAGGCCAUGGGAAGCUCUGCUUCGGGACCCCUGGUGGAUUUUCACAACGUGGAAGCUCCUUGACGCCAUCAAAAAGACAUACGGCUUCAAACUCCUUGCGCUCGUGAAGAUAAACCCCCGCUUCGGAGUCAUGAUCGCCUGCAUGUUCAUCUCAAUUGCCUUUCUCCUAACAGACGUGGUCGUCAAUGCCAUUCGCUUAACCUCGUCAUCUGGAAUCAAUCCGUACUGGAGGUUUGCGCUCGUGUUCAAGUGCGCGUCAGACACAAUCUUCCUGGACGAUUUCAAAUCCGUGCUUGACGAAAUCGUUGCUCGCAAGUUUAGUAGCACCGGUGGCACUAUCCAUCGCGGGCCCCAGAGUCGCCGUAAAUCGUCCGUCACUGCCCGAGAUCCUAACGAGUUCAUCGAGUGCGGACCCAUCACGACGCAUAUCUCCUCGCCCGAACAGGCCAAUACAGCCUGGUCAAGGCACUUGAACCCUUUCGUCUCCCGAUCUCGGGAUCACGCUUUCCCUGUGCCUUCAAUACACGUUCAGCAAGAGACAAGGGUGAUCAGUGAACGAAAACCAAGCUCGGAUAGUUACGCUAGCGACAAUCAGAUUCUACCCGUGCCUGCUCCGGCCGUUUAUGCGAGCAAGCAGGACAACAGUAGCACAAGCUCAUUAUCAAUUGCUCGUCCCCAAUACCCAGAAAGAUGAACAGACACCUGUUCAGCGACCUCGAAACGAACUCGGCCACGUGCCAUGUUCCUCGAUUUACACACACAGGCCAUUUAUCAUGGUGAUCGUUCCUUUCCUCCUUUGGAGGAAUUCUGAAGGGUAUAUGCCCACCCCGAGGCCUCUUGCUGUUGAGGUUGUGUUUUACAUAGGGGAAAUUUUCGAAAAAUUUCUUUUCGGAAUUAUCGUGUCGUCUUGGUUGUCAAUUAGGUCGAACGUCGAUUUUUGCGGACACGACGCACAGGGUGAAACCGAUACUCUACAACUUGUAGCUAUCGCUUUCUUUGCAGUCUCGCUAUGGCGGGACUAUAAUAUGUACGAUGGAAAUACGGCGUUGGAUAGAUUUUCUUGAUACCCACUGAGUAAGGAUGACUCGUAUGUCUGCUAUUGCACAUGCUUGAGCUUAGCCAAAGCACCGUCAUGGGUUUGAUGUACGAUAGUGAAAUAAUGGUAACCAUUGGAAUUUCGAU
This is a messenger RNA of Aaosphaeria arxii CBS 175.79, 1950 nucleotides long. RefSeq lists its product as uncharacterized. The transcript has 3 exons. Lineage: Eukaryota; Fungi; Ascomycota; Dothideomycetes; Pleosporales. Bases 287 to 1462 code for a protein of 391 amino acids. The record is from RefSeq and is a predicted model, not a curated record.